This is a messenger RNA of Culex pipiens pallens (northern house mosquito), 976 nucleotides long. RefSeq lists its product as uncharacterized. The transcript has 2 exons. The coding region runs from base 72 to 638 and encodes 188 amino acids. The record is from RefSeq and is a predicted model, not a curated record. NCBI's taxonomy places the organism in Eukaryota, Metazoa, Arthropoda, Insecta, Diptera, Culicidae.
CAUCUCGCGACAAGCUGUCAUAAAACCGAAAACAAGCCAACUGUGAUCAGUCUGUUUGCGCCAGGCAAACCAUGCUGUUUCCGUGGGUCAUCAUCGGCAUCUGGCUAGCUCGGCCUACUCCGAUCAGCUCGUUCGUCAUCGAGGUUCAGAUGGACCGUAUCGAACAAAUCGGCGGUGCGCACCUUCUCGAUCUUUCCGGCAUACGCGUCCGGAAGUACAAUCGAACUCUGUCCGUGAUCAACGGAACGUACUCCAUCGUGCGGGAUUUGGACGAGUCGUUGGCGUUCACCGUAACAGUGGCCCGGAGUGCCCUCGGGAACAAUCAGUUCAACGAGUACCCAAUGAAGAUCCCUCGUAAGGACGGUUGUCGGAUCUUCCUGGAGGAUUACACCGAGUAUCAGCACGUUUGGGCCAACACAACCAACUUGCCCCAGGUGGACAAGGAGGCGCCGCCAGCGUUGUGUGCCCUUCCCAAGGGGGACUACUGGGUGAAGGACUUUGCACCGGAUGCGUCCUGGGUGCCGCCGGUAGUUCCGGAAGGGUUCUGGCGCAUGACCUGGCACAUGUACAGCGUGGUGACGGACGAGCUCGAGGGACAGGUGCGGUUGUUCAUUCGCGUCAAGAAAGAUAUUAUCUGAAGGAGGGUCGUGUGACCGAAGAUAGGUCAAAUUAAGUAUAUUUGCUGCGUAUAAUAAGAUUGAUUGUUUUGUUAUAGUUUUCUUUUUUGAUUGUAAAAUCUGCAUCAGUUAAAUUACCAAACAAAAUUUUCAACAUUCUCGGUUUGAGAAGCAUUUUUUGACCAAGCAAUUAAUUUAAUAACAACAUCGCGGUAAUUUUCGUUAUCUUCUAAAUCUGAAAAAUGUAUCUUUUUGAAUAAAACAACACGCAGAAAAAUAUUUUGUAGAAUCAGCCUGUACGAGGUUUGAUUCAACAAAUUUUUUGUUGAAUAUAAUCAACGCCGAUUUUGCGUUGAAAC